GUUGGUUGGAAGUAGAGUGGUAGACAAACACAAGUAUUGUCUACUAGAAAUGCAGGAAUGUUUUGAGACCUACUGUAUGAGGAAAGACCAAGCUGAACAGAGUUUAGAAGAAAUCAAGGUAUCAAUUAAACAACAAUCACUUGGUGAUGGUGGAAGCUUUCCUAUACAAUGUAGUGAAGAACAGAAAUUAGAUCUGUGCCAAAAGUUAUAUAAACUAAUUUUCCAACUAGUUAUGCUGUUUGAAAGUUAAAUCAAGCUACUAGAUUGUUUCAAACUUGUACAGACAGCCUCACAGGUGAAUGAUAUAUCUGGACAAGUUGAGAGUAUUAAAGGGGAAGUCACUGCUGCCAUGUCAGAGUUAGAGAAUGGCCAGGCAUCACCACUGAAUGUUGACUCCCCUAAACCAGUCACAAAACAAGAUGCAUUCUCCAGUCUUACAGAGUAUAUCAAAAGUCAACAAUACCAAAAAGCAAUACAGCUUGUCAGAUCUUUCAGGACAAUGUGGCCUGGUGACAUGUUUGGACAAUCACAGGAUGAUGACCUUGUUACCCUGCUCAAUGUGUUUUGUAUUGAAAUGGCUGAAAAGAAAACAGGUGUAUUUGUGUUAACAAAGGUGGAGUUUGAUAUUGGCUUGUUAUAUAGCCAAUUAUUGGACAUUAAUCAACAAAUUAGAAACUGGACUAUACCCUCUCCUCAACAGUCAUGCACAGGAAACAAUGAUUUAUUAGACUCCAGUACAUUAUAAUAGUAUGAAUAUUCUGAGGUUGACAAGAAAACUACAAUUUAUUGGAUUCAAGUUUAUAAUGAUGGGAAAAUAUAUUCUAAUCAGAACAGAAAACUACAAUUUACUGGACUCAAGUAAAUAAUUAUGGUAAAAUGUAUUCUGAUUUGGACAGAAAAUUACAAUUUAUUGGACUCAAGUAAAUAAUGAUGGUAUCACAGUAUUAAGUAUAUCACAUAUUCUGAUUACAGCAUCAAUAUUUCUUGCUUUGUGAGAGAGUUUAUAAAGAAAGUAAACAUGGCUUACAACACUUUUAAGUGUUGGAAAUUGAGUACCGAUUAAGCUGGUGCUAGAGGGAGUGAGGGAUGUUGCACUUUUUCAGUAUCAGCUACAAUACAGACUCAAUCAAACAGAGUCUGCAAUUUUCAUGUUAUAUUUUGUUGUAAUUGAUGCUUCCGAGGGAUCACUUGUUGUCCAGAUUAUUACAGACAAGGAUUGAUUUUGUCUCAUUGUUAAGUGAUUGUUGAAUGUGUAUUAAACUCAGUUGAGAUGUUUAUAUUUUGGAAAUAAUGGUAAACAAGUUAUGUGUGAUGAAAUAGAAUAAGUAUGCACCCUUACAUUAACUUGGGACAAUGUUUCAGUGAUAUAUCACACGAUAAUGUGUGACAUACAAUAUUUUGUUCAUGUCGGUCACAGUCAUAGUUACAGUGCAUUAUUAUUUCUAACACACUUUGCUGGUAACUUUACAUUCAAUAUGUCACCUGUGCUAGGCUUUUUCUAUAGCGAACAAUCAGGGUAUCAUCACAUUUCAUAUUUGAUCAAAAUUAGAUUGUGUAAAGUCUACCUAAGAUAUGAUAAAAUGAUAUGUUUUCAUACAAUUUUCUACAAUAAAAAAAUCAUGUCAUGAAACUUUAUUUGUAAGAAGUGCCAAAUUUGUUGUUUGUUCUUCUAAAUAUGUUAAUGUUAAGUUGAAAGGUUGUAGAUUUUGUUAGAGAAAUAUUUGUUGUAGUACAAAAAUGUAUAUUUGUCACUAUAGUAAGCAAAGUCAUUGUGUUGUACAUGAUCAUCGACAACAUGAUACAUACAAACAUUAGAUUCCACUUAGUCUCUAUACAUCAAUGAGUUUUUGUUCAACGAAAUCAUUCUUUGAGCAAUAAAUCAAUAAAAUAAAGUGUAAAUUUGUUAAAACACAUUCUAAACAGAGACAGAGUAAUAUUUUUUCUCUUUUCCAGAUUUUUACGCUCUAAAAUUGUGUAAUACAUGUAUAAUAUGUGGCAAUUGUAAAAAACAACUUCCCUGUACUUCAUUGGAGUGUUAUUUUUACAGGAUUAUUGAUUAUGUCAAUUUUAGUGUUCAAAAUUUAAUACUGCUUAAAGAGGCACGAUACAUGUUGCAUCACUUUUCACUCUUAAGAAUGAUUUUUAUUUUAUAUCUGAGUAUAUUUCUCAAUAAUCGUUUGCGUAUCUCUGUUUUGAGUGCCGGAGUUGAUUUUUGUAAGAUAUUUAAAUUUAAUGUUUUUAGGCUUUUGGACCAAUACAUGUUUUGGUUCCUUUAAAUAUAAAGACUUUUGCGCAGGUUUAUAAUAAAGGUUGAUAAAUAUUUUUUAAAUAAAUAACAAAAAUCGGUCGUAUCAUUUUGUUAUUGAAUCAUAAUUAGUAUAUUCACAUCCUUUUCCUACUUACUUUUUUAUUCAAAUGUGCUAAUUUAGUAGUUUUAGUUAUUAAUAAAUAAUUUUUGUGUUAUAUUUUGUGUCCCUCUUUGCAAAAAAUGUUGGCAAAGCCAAUUUUCAUUUUUGUAUUCAAAUUAAUAUGAUAUUUAUUUGAAAGAUAUAAUAUACUGCAAGUUUUGUCACAUUGUUUAAGUGAAUGUACAUUUAGAUUCUAAAAUAGUAUAUAAUCAAAGUUGAAAUCAUUGAAUGAUUAAAUUCUCCUUAUUCUAUUUGGAAAUAAAUUAGAAUGUCUUUGUUCAUAAAUCUUGGGGGGAGGCAUUAAUGACAAUUCUGUAGACCUAGUAGUUUAGAAUUAGGCCAUAUAUACUAUAAUAGUAUAAAAUAGUAUUUAUGUAUACAGUCUGUAAAUCUAUGUCACCAGUUACUUGAACAUAAGAAGAUGGAUGCCCCCACAUUACACAGUUUUGUCAGUCUGCUGCUGACGUUCAACAGGACUAAUACUGUUUUACUGUUUAGUUGUCAAUCAUUGUUGAUUGUUAGCUGACAAAAAAAGAGACCAGUAUUGUGAUUCAUGGUCUUUUUGUCCUAGUCACUCCUUUAAUCUAUUAACAGAUAUUAAUAGAUAUUUAAACGUUCAGCGGUUUUUCAGCAUUUGAUUCAAAUUGAGAAGUUUAGUUAACUUAAUUUAGUUUUUAACCCUCUUUAUUUAAAUUUCUGGAUUUUCCUUUAC
Messenger RNA from Ruditapes philippinarum (Manila clam), 3120 nucleotides. RefSeq names its product protein furry homolog. The transcript is spliced from 6 exons. Bases 350 to 745 code for a protein of 131 amino acids. The record is from RefSeq and is a predicted model, not a curated record. Lineage: Eukaryota; Metazoa; Mollusca; Bivalvia; Venerida; Veneridae.